Gracilinanus agilis (Agile Gracile Mouse Opossum) is the source of this 525-nucleotide messenger RNA. RefSeq names its product family with sequence similarity 216 member B (gene FAM216B). Lineage: Eukaryota; Metazoa; Chordata; Mammalia; Didelphimorphia; Didelphidae. The record is from RefSeq and is a predicted model, not a curated record. The coding region runs from base 10 to 441 and encodes 143 amino acids. The transcript is spliced from 3 exons.
CCUAACAAAAUGUUUAGCAAAAAGCUUUCUUGCAAAACAACUGGUUCUUCAGACUGGGAAGGUGAACUACUACAGAACCUAAAGCCAGGACAGCGAUGCUGUUUGAAAAGAAUCAUGGACGUUUAUGAUUCUAAGCCCGAAUGGGAGAAACUGAAAAGGCAAUAUGCUCUCAGUCUGUUCUACAAAUAUUUCCUAGGUUAUGUUCCCAAAGACAAAGUGGCAUCCUAUGUUCCCCUUAUAAAAAAUUAUUGUAAAAAAGUACCCACGAAGCAAAAAAAUAAAGAACCCAAAACAUGGAAGACCUCUUCUUCUUUUCCAUCUUACAGAAGUCCUACUCCAUCUUACACAAGUUCUUCUCCUAGUUAUCCUGGUACUUCGAAUUCUAUUCCCAGAAGAAAUCUGACCUCAAGUUACCCCUCUUACUGUUCACGCUGUCGUUAGUGGACAAGGAUUUGAUGGAGCAUGAAAAAUUACAAGACGGAACAUAGAAAUCAUCCAAGAUCUUUAAGCUACUUUAGGAAUGAU